Molecule: messenger RNA, 1092 nt
Organism: Penicillium longicatenatum
Lineage: Eukaryota; Fungi; Ascomycota; Eurotiomycetes; Eurotiales; Aspergillaceae
Product: intradiol ring-cleavage dioxygenase
Exons: 3
Coding region: 1-1092 (363 amino acids)
Molecular function (GO): oxidoreductase activity, acting on single donors with incorporation of molecular oxygen, incorporation of two atoms of oxygen; ferric iron binding
Source: RefSeq, a predicted model, not a curated record
AUGCAUUUCGUUCACGCUCUUUUGAUGGUGGCCCUGAUGGCUUGCCUCGUUUUGGCCCACCCUGGAAAGAAGCACCACCCGGGUCAGCUGAAAAGGGAAAUUGCGGCCCAGAAGGCGUGGGCGGCGCAUGGCAAACGCUCGCUCAGCGCUUGCGCCCGCUCCGAAUCUGCCCGUUCUCUUCAAUCCCGGAACAUCAAGCGCCGUGAACUCAAGCUCCGCGAGCUUCGUGAGAAGGUCGCCAACUCCGACAAGCACCGUGUGAACCGUCGUACUGCGGAGGACCUCGCGAAGUGGGAAGCCGUGAGCCACAACAAAACCGGAAUCUCCAGCCCGGAGGCUCUUUUCAAUGCUGAAACCAGCUGCAUUCUUGCCCCUGUUAUCACCGACGGUCCUUACUACGUUUGGGGCGAGUUGGUCCGCCAGAAUGUCGUCGAGGAUAUCUGCUCCCAGGGUGUGCCCAUGCACUUGGAGGUCCAGUACAUUGACGUGAACACCUGCGAGCCUCUGCCAGAUCUUUUCGUCGAUAUCUGGAAUGCCAAUGCCACCGGAGUGUACAGUGGAAUUUCGGAAGAAGGAAACUACGCCGUCGAUGGCUGGAACAGCACGUACCUCCGAGGCAUUCAGCCUACCGACAAGGACGGCGUUGCUGUCUUCGACACCAUCUUCCCUGGCCACUACAGCGGUCGUGCUACCCACACCCACCUUUUGGUCCAUAGCAAUGCAACCCUGCUGCCCAACGGAACGCUCCUGGUGAACACAGGUUCCAUCACCCACAACGGUCAACUCUUCUACAACGAAAAGCUGCGCUCCGCCGUCGAGGCGUCCUACCCAUACAACACCAACACCGUUGCCGUCACCAGCAACGCCGAAGACCAGUGGGCUAAGCUUCAGGCUGACUCGGAGUACGAUCCCUUUGUCGAGUACUCUUACGUCGGCGACGAUAUCUCCAAUGGCUUGUACGCUUGGAAGCAGAUCGGAAUCAACUCCACUGCCAAUUAUAUUAACAACUCCUACUAUGCUAUUGCCGGCUACAUCCAAGCUGAUGGUGGCUUCGAGAACACUGGUGCUCACAAGUUCUCCCCCGGCAAGUAA